CUCAUUUCUUUAUCUACACCUGACUUCUGUUUCUUUACUGAACAACUUCCUCUCCCUUCUAUCACAAUGUUUGCACCACUCGGUCUAUUCAAGGAUAUACCUUGUCCUGAAGGGCAAAAUUGCUUGCUCUUGACCUGCAUCUUCUCUCACCGGGACGUCGCCUCCACAUCAGCCUCCCAAGGAGGCUGUCAGAACACUCAUAUACCAAGAACAGUCAAGAACGAGAUAGGAACAACAUCAGGCGAAUCAGCUGUCGAACCCAAAGCACAUGCUCCGGGUGACGAGAAAAAGGCCAAGGCAAUUGGCAAGCUGGCAUCUUCGCCCGCUAAAGAGGCACUCAGUCAAGGUUCUGUGUCAAAAGCUCCGUCGAACAAGCCAUCCCAAUUCAAUGGCCAAGCCAACGUCAAGCUUCAGUCCUUAUUAAGGGAAGUUACGCCUCCAGCAAAGCCAACGUCUACAUCAACCAAAGCAAGCGCUCCCGGCUCUCGAAAAUCUCUCCCACCAAAGCAAGCACCGCGAGAAAGCCUAAACCCUCGGAUGCUGACGAAAGCACCCGCGCCCCAUGGUGUGCGUCUGGCCAUCCUCACCAAGCUGCAUGCCGGUAUGUCUGCUCUAAAUGACAAGUUGGCCAAAGACAAAGAAAGCCAGGACAAAUAUCUUGUUCUCACGCCGAAUGAGCUUAUCACAAUGGCCUUGGAUGAAGAGGAAAAGACCGCCAAAGAGAAUCCAAGCAUAUACUCCAAUGUCAUCAAGCUCCGUAUAGUAAAGCUCUCAAAAAUGAGCAAGGAAGAAUGGGCCAAUGACGUCAAAACCCACCUUAAUGAGCGUUAUUACAAGAUUGCGCCCGGGCCAGAACAGUCAAAACCGAAACCUCUUGACACUGGGCUUAGUGCAAAGGAAGAGAUAGCAUUGGCGAGCAAGCUUGUGACACGUCUGGAAGGUCUCGAGCAGUACGGCUACGUUACUAAACCUCCGACGGACGCUGAAGUGGAAGGUGCCAGGAAAGGUGUUAUUGAAUCCAAGGGAUGGGAAAAGUGCGAUCGGUGUGGAGGCAGGUUCCAAGUCUUCCCUGGUCGUCGGGAGGAUGGUACCUUGACGACUGGAGGGCAAUGCACAUAUCACCCGGGCAAACCUCUCUAUCCGCCCAAGAAGAAGACCGAUCACAUCACGGGGCACAAAGAUGCAUACUUCUCGUGCUGCAACGAGUCAGUGGGAACUUCUGCUGGCUGCACCAAGGGCAAGACCCAUGUAUUCAAGGUAUCGGAAACCAAACGACUCGCAUCAGUACUCCAGUUUCAGAAAACCCCGGAACAACCAGACAAGGGGCGACUCCCUCCAAUUUGCUUCGACUGUGAAAUGGGUUACACAACACUGGGAUUGGAACUGAUUCGGUUAACCGCUGUUAGCUGGCCUCAAGGCAAGACGCUCUUGGAUAUCUUGGUCAGACCCAUCGGUGAAGUGUUGGAUUUGAAUUCCCGGUUUUCUGGUGUUUUCCCAGAGCACUACACGAAGGCCAUUCCCUAUGGGAGCUCUGGCUCUCAGACGAUUUCACAGUUGGAGGACGGGGAAGUGGACUCGCCUCCAUUGCAGAUUGUCGAGUCGCCUGCUGCAGCCCGGGCGCUUCUAUUCGAAUGUCUUCAACCAGAUACGCCACUCAUUGGUCAUGCGAUCGAUAAUGACCUCAAUGCGUGCCGCAUCAUUCAUCCGACAAUCAUUGAUACUGUGCUCCUCUACCCACAUCCCCGGGGCUUACCUCUCCGUAUGAGCUUGAAGACUCUAUGCCGAAGACACCUAGAUCGAGACAUCCAAACGGGAGGCAGCAGCGGCCAUGAUUCAAAGGAAGACUCGAUCGCUACGGGUGAUCUGGUGAGGGUCAAGGCAGCAGAGACGUGGAAGGUCCUCAAGUCUAAAGGCUGGCGCAUACAUAACGACCAGCUUGUGCCUCCACCAGGCGCCGAUGCGGAAGCUGCUGCAGCACACGGAAGGCUUGGAUCGGGAGCGGGUCAAAAGCGGGCAAGCUCGGCGUUGGGAGAUUGACGGCACGAUUGUCGAUGACAUAGAUUAGUACAUUUAGUGAUACCCAGUUUACGCGUACUCAAAUUGUACAACAUCCGACUACGUAAUUUACAACGGAACAACAUUAGGUUCGAGUGAUAGAUUGCUCUAUUCAAUCGUGUAUCUACCAGUCAUAACGUCAUGAGUAGAGGUAGCCAUGACAAGCCGGGGCAGCCACAGAUUGUCCACCUUUUCAGGAACAGACAUCUCCGAGCCAACCACCAGCCAUCGCCAAAGCGGUAUAGGAAUCCCUCCCUGUAGAGCACAUCUAUACCCAAACCAGACUUCCAAGUGAUAACCCUCAAUUCAGAUAUCGCUCCCAGUUAUUGGUAACCCCCUGACGCGAGCACACUUGUCAUCCGGUCAUUUUUGGAUUUUUUUGGUUGUUGUCAUUCCGGAAGGAGUAAUUUACUCCUCAUCCUCCUCGCCCUCGUCGUUGACGA
Messenger RNA from Aspergillus welwitschiae, 2498 nucleotides. It is a transcript of the gene rex3, whose product is annotated as putative RNA exonuclease Rex3. Gene Ontology annotation, molecular function: nucleic acid binding; exonuclease activity. The record is from RefSeq and is a predicted model, not a curated record. Gene Ontology annotation, cellular component: nucleus. The coding region runs from base 67 to 2037 and encodes 656 amino acids. The transcript has a single exon. NCBI's taxonomy places the organism in Eukaryota, Fungi, Ascomycota, Eurotiomycetes, Eurotiales, Aspergillaceae.